GGAAAGAAGCAAGACCAUACCACCUAAAAUGCCUUAUUUCAAAAGAGGCUGUUGGUCAUCCCCUGUGUUGGCUUUGCAACGAGCCUGCUGUUAUUAGGUGCAGAGAGUGUCUUCCUGAGGAGUGGUUCUGUGGGGACUGUGAUGUAUUGCAUCACAAAAAACAGCCACUCCACAACAGGGAAUGCGUGAUUCGUGGUUUUUUGAAGCCAUUCCUCCAACCACAUGCAUCAUUAAAGGGGAAGAUGGAUAUUGCACCCAUGAGCAAGCUUGCAUUUUGCCAACUGUGAAGGUGCCAGACUGCUCCUGUGGAGGCACAAAUUUCACUAUGUUACCAGGAAAACCAGUGAUUUUAAUUACCAUCAAUGGGCGUUUUGACUUGCAUCAGCCAAUGUAUGAAUGUCAAACCUGCCAGCAGCAGUGGACCCCUGACAUGAAGGACCUCCUAAGAAGUGGAUAUUGGCCAGCCUCCGUAACCAAUUCCACACUUUAUACACUGGACCUCCUGAGCUCCCUUCAGGAACUCAAGAUCAUAUCUCCGGGAUUCUCCAGACAAGCCUUUGCAAAGCUGCUGGAACAUCGCACUAAGUGUGGAGGAAGAUCUGGACCUAUCAACGGCGAUGCACUGCAGCGCAGUUUCUUAGAGCUUUCAUAUGCAUCAUUUGAGGAAGACCAGCUCUGCUGUAGUGCUCCUUUCACCUGCCCAGCCUGCACGCCGGAAAUGUUGGCUGUUUCAGCAGAUGGAAACAGAAAGCUAUAUCGCUUUCGCCGAAACGGAAGCUCUGAUGAUCCUGGCUUUUUGAGGGGCUCUUUGUGGCUGAAGACAGUGCGACACAGGGAAGAGGCACAUGUGGGGACUCCCAUUGGACAGCAGCGAGGAAACUUCAAGGAGGGCUUCAAAAUUGGAUGA
Molecule: messenger RNA, 907 nt
Organism: Xyrauchen texanus (razorback sucker)
Lineage: Eukaryota; Metazoa; Chordata; Actinopteri; Cypriniformes; Catostomidae
Exons: 7
Coding region: 182-907 (241 amino acids)
Source: RefSeq, a predicted model, not a curated record